AUGGAAACAGUAUAUGAGAUUCGGUUUGAGAAUGACACAGACUACAAUGGGAUACUUUGCGAUAUUACAGAUAAUGGGACAUUUACAUGUGUGGAGGAUUAUAGUCACAAUACAACCCUUCCUGCCAAAGAUAUGCACCAGACAGUGAGGAUUCUGCUGUACUCCCUGAUUUUCCUGCUCUGUGUGCUGGGAAACAGUAUGGUUAUAGUGGUUCUGAUCAGGAAUAAGAGGAUGAGGACUGUCACUAACAUCUUCCUGCUGUCCCUCGCUGUCAGUGACCUCAUGCUUUGUCUCUUCUGCAUGCCUUUCACCCUCAUACCCAACCUGCUCAAGGACUUCAUUUUUGGUAGCACAGUCUGCAAAGGUGCAACUUAUUUCAUGGGCAUCUCUGUGAGUGUAUCAACGUUUAACCUUGUUGCCAUAUCUCUAGAAAGAUACAGCGCUAUUUGUAAGCCUCUGCAGUCCAGGGUAUGGCAGACCAAGUCCCAUGCUCUAAAGGUGAUUGCAGUAACGUGGUGUCUUUCAUUCACGAUAAUGUCACCUUACCCAAUAUAUAGCACAUUGGUGCCGUUCACAAAGCCGCAUAACACAACUGGUAACAUGUGUCGUCUUCAGUGGCCCAAUGAUCUCACUCAACAGUCGUGGUAUGUCUUCUUGUUGCUAAUCCUCUUCCUUGUUCCUGGAAUUGUUAUGACAAUUGCAUAUGGCUUAAUAUCUGUCGAGUUAUACAGAGGGAUACGCUUUGAUGUCGGUCAGAGAAAAGAGUGCACCAACAACACAAGCAGUAAGCAGUUUGAAAACGGAGAUGGUUGUUAUUUGCAGAAGACAAAACGGAAGAAAUUUGAAAUGCAGCAGCUGUCCUCUCAUAACAGAGCCAAGAUUGAGAGAGUGCGCAGUAACAGCUCAGCGGCUAACCUCAUGGCCAAAAAGCGCGUCAUCCGCAUGCUGAUCGUCAUUGUUAUCUUAUUCUUUAUCUGCUGGACCCCAGUAUUCAGUGCAAACGCUUGGAGAGCCUUUGACACCCCAUCAGCUGACAUCCUUCUCUCUGGAGCUCCAAUUUCUUUUAUUCAUUUACUCUCCUACACUUCGGCUUGUGUAAACCCAAUUAUCUAUUGCUUUAUGAACAAGCGUUUUCGGCUGGGUUUUCUAGCUACAUUUGCCUGUUGCUCUAGAAGUGGAGUGCAAAGUAGGGGCAUGGUACCAGGUAUAGCAGAAGAAGAAGGAAGGACGACAGGUGCUUCCCUUUCAAGAUGCACCUAUACCAACAUAAGUAUAUCUGCCACUGCAUCUGCCCCUACAUGAAAUACCAAGUGGGUCUUUGCAUGGAAAACCAAGGACUGUGAGCACAUAGGUACAAGUUGACUAAGUUACAGAUGGAUUUCUUUUACUGAAAAUGGCCUGGAUAAAAUAUAACAGAACAAAACUAUCAGCUCUACUGUUGCUUAAAAGUAGAUUGAUAUAUUGAGACCUUGUGACAACUGUGUAAUUAUUUGCGCAUAUACAUGGUUCAUUGACCUGCGACAGCAAGAUAUGUGAAAAAAUACAUUCAUUCUAUACAAUAUCUUUAUACAAGGACCUUGAUGUGGAAUUUCAGCUGCAUGGGGAUCAGAACAGGACCAUAAUGACUCUCAGACAUUCAUUAACUUAUAUCGGGGAGAAAAUAAAAAAUAUAAUAA
Spea bombifrons (plains spadefoot toad) is the source of this 1676-nucleotide messenger RNA. RefSeq names its product cholecystokinin A receptor (gene CCKAR). The record is from RefSeq and is a predicted model, not a curated record. Bases 1 to 1302 code for a protein of 433 amino acids. The transcript has 5 exons. Lineage: Eukaryota; Metazoa; Chordata; Amphibia; Anura; Pelobatidae. Gene Ontology annotation, cellular component: membrane. Gene Ontology annotation, biological process: neuropeptide signaling pathway. Gene Ontology annotation, molecular function: neuropeptide receptor activity; gastrin receptor activity.